CCAUCAAAACCUCCGCGAAAGGGUGUGAGUUUGAAGGUUGGAAGAAGGUACAUAUCACAGGAGACACGACGAGUCGCCGCAGAAUGCCCAGGAGCCGGAGGAGCGCACACCAAAUGUUUUCCCCUUAAUUACCUCUCAGUGCAGCUUGGACUCAGCUGCCCCGGCGGCAACAGAGCUGUCCUCACCGGUUAAACAUUAAAAGAUGCCGCUGACGCGAAAAUCGGCUAAAAGUUUGAAUAUUGGUGCUGCGCAGUAAAAUGUGUGGCGGCAGCGCUGCCGUUUCCCCCCAAGGUCAGUGUCUGAGGUACCGCAGGCGGCGCGAGGACGAAUUUCUUGGGGAGUCGGAGGAAGAAGGGGCGCAGAGGAGGAGAAGUGGAUGCGGUUAUCUCUUCGCCCGCAUUCAGCAUCAGCUGUGACAUUUCUUACAAACGGCCACUAAAAGAGGAGCGGGAGAACUUGUUUAACGCGCCUGUCAGACACAAAUUGGUGGUCUCCUUUCAGCAUUGUUUACAGAGGUGGAAAAAAGUCCAGCAUCUUUGCCGUUUCCUGCUUCUUCCUCGGCCUGUGAGGGCGACGGUUACCUGGUUGCUGCACGCAACGAUCAGCCUCAACUAGCUAACGUUCACUGAGAAAAUGAACCAUCGGUUCGGUUCUAGGUGACCUGAACUGUUCACUUCAACCUAUUGGUGUUCUUUGAUCACUAUUUUAUCACCACACAGCUGAAGUCAGCUCAACUUCCUCGAACUUGAAGCGGAGUCUUUUAUUUUUUCCUACCUAGUUUAUUGUUUUUUUUUUUCCCAAACAUGUUACCGAGGAUAGCGCCGUUCAACCGGACAGGUUUCGCUCGGACUGUACCGGAGCUUGGACUGCUCCUGCUGGCGAUACUCGUCCUGCUGGAGGGCUCCGUGCUGCCGCUCGGAGCAGCCAGCUCCCCGGGGACCAACACCCACGGAGAGGUGAACAGGAGCGGAGCUGUGGAGGGACACUCCAACCACACCAAGAAGGCUUUCCCCGUCCUCAGCUUUAACUACGAAAGCGUUAAACUCCCCUUUGAGAUUUCUCUCUGGGUGCUUCUGGCCUUUUUGAUGAAAUUAGGUUUUCAUCUGGUUCCUCGUCUAUCAGGCAUCGUUCCAGAGAGCUGCUUACUGAUAGUCGUGGGCCUGCUGGUUGGUGGCCUCAUCAGGCUAGCUCGAGAAGAAGUCCCUCCAGUCCUAAACUCUAAACUCUUUUUCUAUUGCCUGCUGCCCCCCAUCAUCCUGGAUGCUGGCUACUUCCUGCCCAUCCGACCUUUUAUGGAAAACCUCGGCACAAUCCUCAUGUUUGCUGUUGUGGGGACUUUAUGGAAUGCGUUCUUCGUCGGAGGACUCCUCUUUGCUAUAUGUCUGAUCCCACAAACCCCGGUACUAAACAUCGGACUUCUGCCUUGCCUGCUGUUUGGUUCCAUCAUCUCAGCUGUGGAUCCUGUUGCUGUGCUCGCUGUUUUUGAGGAGAUUCAUAUAAAUGAACUGUUGCACAUCCUGGUGUUCGGGGAAUCGCUGCUGAACGAUGCUGUGACUGUGGUACUCUACCAUCUUUUUGAGGAGUUUGCGUUGGUUGGCUCAGUGACCGUAUUGGACGGCUUUCUGGGAAUCAUCUCAUUUCUUAUUGUAGCAUUGGGUGGUGUCCUGUUUGGAGCAAUCUUCGGGUUCCUGGCUGCUUUCACGUCUCGCUUCACCUCCCACAUACGGGUCAUCGAGCCUCUUUUUGUGUUCGUCUACAGCUACAUGGCCUACCUUGCAGCCGAGAUGUUCCACCUUUCAGGCAUCAUGGCGCUCAUAGCGUGUGGAGCGGUGAUGCGACCCUACGUAGAGGCUAAUAUUUCUCACAAGUCCCACACCACCAUCAAGUACUUCCUGAAAAUGUGGAGCAGCGUCAGCGAGACGCUGAUCUUCAUCUUUCUUGGUGUGGCCACAGUGGAAGGACCCCAUGAAUGGAAUUGGGUGUUUGUGACAGCAACUGUCAUCCUGUGUCUGGUCUCUCGAGUCAUAGGUGUGGUGGGUCUUACGUUUGUAAUCAACAAGUUCCGCAUCGUCAAACUGACCACCAAGGAUCAGUUCAUUAUAGCCUAUGGUGGGCUGCGAGGUGCCAUCGCCUUUUCCCUGGGCUUUCUGUUGGACGAAGAUCAUUUUAAGAUGAGAAACAUCUUCCUGACUGCCAUCAUCACAGUGGUUUUCUUCACCGUCUUUGUUCAGGGUAUGACCAUUAAGCCCCUGGUGGAGCUGUUAGCAGUGAAGAAGAAACAAGAGGCUAAGCGCUCCAUCAACGAGGAGAUCCACACUCAGUUCCUUGACCACCUGCUGACUGGGAUUGAGGAUAUCUGUGGGCACUAUGGACAUCAUCACUGGAAGGACAAGUUGAACCGCUUUAACAAGAAAUACGUGAAGGGGUUCCUGAUUGUAGGCGAGCGCUCCAAGGAGCCCCAGCUCAUCGCCUUCUACCACAAGAUGGAGAUGAAGCAGGCUAUUCAGAUGGUGGAGAGUGGAGGAGGAUCCAAGCUGGCUUCUGCCAUGCCGUCCACAGUUUCCAUGCAAAACAUUCAACCCAAGAACCAGGCUGCUCCGCUGAAGCCCAAAGAGAGAGCUCUACCACAGCUGUCCAAAGGCCGAGAGGAAGAAAUCAGGAAAAUCCUCAGGACCAACCUUCAGAGGACACGGCAGAGGUUGCACUCCUACAACAGACAUACUCUGGUGGGUGAUCCUGAGGAGGAGGGAAUUAAAGACCUGAUCCUAAAAAAGCAAAUGAGGAUUGAGCUGGACAGGAAGAUAAAAGAGAUGGCCAACCACCUGACUGUGCCUGCUCGUACUCAGGACUCCCCGACUAUGAGAAGAGCCAGACUAGCCUCGGGCAGAAAUACUGAUUUCAUACCUGCUCAGCAGCAAAAAGGAAACAAAAACUCAUCAGAUCCACAGUCUUUCACCGUAAAGCCAUCAGCAGACGGGGUGCCCGUCAUCCAGGUUGACCUGGCGUCUCCACAGUCUCCAGACUCUGUCAACCUGUUUGACGAGACCGGACAGCCUGCCCAGAACGACGACCAGGGCCUGAUGAUGAAGACAAAGUCGAGUGGAUCAGACAAACACAGUGAGAAAGAUGAUCUGAGAGACCAGCAGAAGCUGAUGAGGUGCCUAAGCGACCCGGGUCCUGCUGCGGAGGAAGACGAGGACGAACCGUUCCUGCCUUAAGAUGCAAAGCAGGUCCUAGUUGCUGCUCUGGUUGAAAUUACCGGUAUCUAAAAAAAAAAAAGCCAAAACUGCAGAAGCUGUAAGAAGCAGUAACAAAGAGGAAGAGCCUGAGGGGAAAAGAGCCAUUAUCUUUUUAUUAUCAUUGCUUUUUAUUUGGUUACAGCAGUAAAAAAAAAAAUGCUGCUGUACCUGAAAGCUGGGAGAAGGUGGAUGUCACGGCUGUCUAUCUGAGAUGUUCAGUAAAGAACUAUGCAUUACCAAAGCUUUGGACUGUUUUAGUAUUAGGUAUUAGAAAAUGUUAGUUUUUAAAUUCUGCACCAGUCUUUAGAGUUAAGUUGUGUGGGACAAACAAGAACAUUCAUAUCUUCACUUUGAUUUUUAAUCUUUGCACGUCAGUUUUUCGUAUCAAUCAGUUUAAGUUGCUGGAUUUAUAAACAUAGAUGUGGCUGUUUGAGACUUUUUUUCCCUUUAGACCUGUGGAAGAGGGGCAUUCUGUAGACUUCUAUAUCAUUUUAGACUGUUUGGAAUCAGUCUAAAGCAUUCUUGGGGAAUAUGGAUCUGAAGCUGUUGUGUUUUUGCUUUGCAGGCUAGUGAGUUAAAGAACAAUAGUAUUUAAAGACUGCAGCCUUUUUUCUACAACUAAGGUAACCCUCUUUAGGGGGGUUGGUGUGUUUUGUCUCUUUAAAAACAGUUUUCUGAGUGUUGGAGAAGCUUUUUGCACAUCAUGAGCCACCAUCAUUGCUCCCCCAUUUGGUUUAAAUCACUUUUAUUAGCAAAUGUUUACCUCAGUUUAGAGCACACUUCUCAGCUCUGAUUAAAAUCUUAAAGCAGUUUUCCCUUAUUAUGUAAUAGCCAAGGGCCCAUUAACAUUUAUUUUGUCAUUUCACACACCUGAAUAGUUUUUUUUUGCACAGCAGUCACCUAUUAAUAUUUUAUAACCUUCUGACUGUCGGCAUGUCUUGGCAAAAAAUUUAAAACUAUGCAGUAUAGGGGUUUAAAAUACCAUCAUUAAUAACUCUUUCUAUACCCUUUAAAAGUCAUUUCAAUCAUGCAAAGCAUUGCUCAAGCUGAAGUUAGAAAUCAAACUUGGGCAUUAAAGAAACAACAAACAAAUAAAAAGAACCUGAACUUUUGCACAGCUGAGCUACUAACUUGUUUAUAACUAAUUCUGUUUGAUAGAAGCAUCAUAACCAUCACUGGUUAACUGUACAGCAUCUGCUGAAUGAACCAGAAACAUCACAUUCCCACUUUAUUCUCCAUCAUUUGUAAAAGUUUUACAUCAAUUUUGUUCUUCAUAUGGCAAUUUUACUAAGUAUAUAUUUAAAGAAUGUUAUAUUCAGACACAUUUUUUCAUGUAUAUCCAGAUGAUUUGCUUGAUUAGUCAUUGCACUACUUUUUAACUUUUUGGUUCAUUCUAUAGAGAGUUGUAUAAGGAUGAACAGAAAGACAAAUCACUCAUAACUGAUGUCUAAUGUCUACUUAUGGAAAAUCAGCAAUGUAUAACCUGGAACUAAAUUGAAUACUGAAUGUUUUUUUUAACGCUCAAGAGUUUCACCUAAAUAAUAAGCUUGUGCUCAAACUUAAGUAACCUUUCCAAGGAUGAGAGCAAAAUGUGUCCCGUUUAGUUUCUACUUUGUCUAUCAGAGUAAAAUAAAAUCGGGGUUGAAAUUUAGCCCAGAGGAAAGCUCUACUUUGAAUCUAUGGAUCAUUUUAAUCCGUUGGGGUUUCCCUGCUGAUCUUAACAUUUUGUUUUUCACUUUAGACUUUUGCUUUCAUCCUUCUGAAGAAAAAUUUGACAAAUAAAAAUAACUAGAAUUCUGUAAAAUUGUGUAGCGCAAACAGACUUUAAAUACAAAACGAGAAAAAAAAGGUUUACAGUGAGUUAUUAACUCCUAAUCAGCUGUUAAUUUUACUCUACACAAAUUUAGGAAAUAUUCUUUUUAUUUUUUGAGUAAUUACAGCUGUAGAAUAAAAUCACAAGCUAAAGGUAAUUAAUCAGUCAGAGCGGCCUUUCUGCCAUUCUUUUGCGUCUGAAAUAAAUUGUGAUUUCACACCUUUGCACAGUGUUUGGUGUGACUUUGACUAAAACUACUGUAAAAAGAAUCAUUUAAUUUUACCACUAAAUUACAGGGAUUUUAAGUCUAUUAUGCGGAGCCACUUUGGACUCCUGGACAAGAAUGUUUUCCACUUAGUAACAGCAGAGUCUAGUUCUCUGUCCGAGGAGUCAGAAAAAUCUGCUAAACAUUGAUGUCUGCUGUAACACUUUGUGGUCAAUCAAAAUACAGAGAUUAUUUUAUUUAAUGUUUAUAUGUUUAGAUUAAAUCUGAAAAUCCUGAGACUUGUUUCUAAAUUGUAUUUCCUCUUAAACCUCAAUCUAUAGACGCUUUGCUGCACAGGGCAUUAUUGCAAUGAUGUUGUACUUUAUCCCUGACAUAUUUUAUGGUCAUGGACCCAUCCCUGUGCAAAUAUAACCCAUUACUGCAAAACUUAGAGUGACGGUUAUUAGAGAAAUGUAAAUGUAUAGAAAUUCCGACAAAGAUGCCUGAAAACCCCUGAAACGACAAAUGAGCUGCAGAACAUUUUUAGAUUUUCUAUGCAGAGAACUAAUAGAAUAAAUAACUUUUAAAAUUGGAAAAACCCUUCUACAAAAAGAGACUACAAUUCAUCUUAUUAGCACCUUUCUUAGAUUUAAAUCCUCUCCCAAGCUGUCAUCAUUAAACCUUUUCUUUUUUAGGCGUCUUGUCGGACACAUUGCACACCUAAACUCGCAUUACUGUAGCUUUUCAGUAUGCGCUGCUGUUUUGAUUAUAAGUUUAACAUGAAUGUUAUAUUAUUAUCGAUAAGAGACCCUAAACUCAACAUUCAGAUUUCAUUAACAAAAAAAAACACGUUCCAGAGGACUUCUAAUGAUUCCAAAGACUUUAGUUUUAAACAAGAGAGAAAGAAACACUAUUUUCCUACUUUCUUUUUCAUACCAAAUACAUUUGUUUGUCAAACACUCUCGCGUAUCUUGAAGAGAAAUGUUUGGCACAACAAAGAAAACCUUUAUUCUGAAGCCAUAAGGCCUAUAUUAGAGUCUAUUAUACUGUAUUCAUAUUUAAUGUAAGUUGUUGCCUCAGUUAAGCUGGAACCUUCUCUCAUAUGACCUCUUCCCGUUGUUAAUGUAAACACUGGAUUGUAUUCUACAGCAGUGAGUCGUUUCAAUCUGUUGCUUUCGUCAUUAAUGGCUGAAUGACCAAGUCAACACCGUCGCCUCACCAGCAUUUAUCGGAGCUUCUCUGUUCUUGUUUAUGCUUCUGCCUUUUACAUUACAUCCUGUGCUUUACAUGUUUAAGUGCUUUAUUAUGAAAUCUUUUGUUUUUAUCGCCUUCAUGUGAUGUCAUUUUUUG
Cyprinodon tularosa is the source of this 6607-nucleotide messenger RNA. RefSeq names its product solute carrier family 9 member A1a (gene slc9a1a). Bases 804 to 3218 code for a protein of 804 amino acids. Gene Ontology annotation, biological process: sodium ion transport; regulation of pH; proton transmembrane transport. Lineage: Eukaryota; Metazoa; Chordata; Actinopteri; Cyprinodontiformes; Cyprinodontidae. The record is from RefSeq and is a predicted model, not a curated record. Gene Ontology annotation, cellular component: membrane. The transcript is spliced from 13 exons. Gene Ontology annotation, molecular function: sodium:proton antiporter activity.